CCCGCGCUCUGGUGCGCACCUGGGCCUGGAGCCCGACGCGCUGCAGGGGGAGCGACACCGCAGUCGCCCGGCGCCGCCCCCCGCCCUGUCCGGCCGGUACCCCCAGCGCAGCGCAGCGCGCAGGAGGGGAGAGGAGGCGCUCCCGCGCUUUCGAAGACGCACCUGUAGGGAGCGCCCACCUAAGCGGGAAGUCUCUUAUCUCCUGGCGUGGCGCAGCAUCCAGCAACUCGAGCGGCGGCGACGGUUCUGAGCCGGGGCUGAGAGGCGGAAUGGAAGGUUUCCUUCGGCUGCUGUUCGGCUACUUGGUGGCGGACUUGCUAACGCUGGUUUGUCGGGCUCAGGAGAAAGCUGGCCAGCAGCUGGGGAGCUUCGUGGUGCUCUCGGGAGGAAACCACUCCAGCCUUGGGGAACAACUGGAUCCCUCCGAGCCACCUCCCACGCCGGACUUCUGCAGGGGCUACUUCGAUGUGAUGGGGCAGUGGGACCCCCCCUUUAACUGCAGUUCGGGGGAGUUCAUUUUCUGCUGUGGCACUUGUGGCUUCAGAUUUUGCUGCAAGUUCAAGAAGACGAGACUGGAUCAAAGCACCUGCACGAACUAUGAGACGCCGCUGUGGAUGAACACUGGGAAGCCUCCUUCCCGCAUAGAUGACCCUCUGCACGACCCCACCAGGGAUAAAACCAACCUCAUCGUCUACAUUAUCUGUGGGGUUGUGGCAGUUAUGGUGCUGGUGGGAAUCUUCACCAAACUAGGGCUGGAGAAGGCGCACAGACCUCAGCGGGAGCACAUGUCCAGGGCUCUUGCUGAUGUGAUGCGACCACAAGGUCCGUGUACAACAGAUCAUAUGGAAAGAGAUCUCAACAUUGUAGUACAUGUGCAACAUUAUGAAAACAUGGAGACAAGACCUCCUCCAAAUAAUUUACAUCCACCACAGAUGAAUAAUGUUAUGCCAACAUCCCCCCUCCUUCCUCAGAUGGCACAUCAGCACUCAUAUCCCAGCCUGGGACAGAUCACAAACCCGUAUGAGCAACAGCCCCCGGGCAAAGAGCUUAACAAGUAUGCCUCUCUAAAGGCAGUCGCUGACAAAGUCAACGAUGACUUCUACACCAAACGCCGACAUCUUGCAGAACUGGCUGCCAAGGGGAGCCUGCCACUCCACCCAGUGCGCAUUGAGGACGACAGAGCAUACACAAUCGACAGCGGCUUCACCAAACAGAAUGGGCAGAAGUCCAAAAUGGCAAAGAUCCACACACAGCCAUUAGGCUACAAUUCUCAUUACAAGACCUGGGAUCCGAAUGACCAGUCUCUUAGACGGCAAGCAUACACAAACAAGGGGAAACACAGUAUGGGAGACCCAACAUUAAGUGACCCACUGACAACCCGGAGUCAGAAUUAUUUGGGCCCACAGCCAUACUUCAUAACCAACAGCAAGACAGAAGUAACUGUUUGAGCUUUUCUUUUCUUUCUUUUUUCUUUUCUUUUUUUUUUUUUUGUAAAGAAGUCCUUUAAAAAAAACACAUACAAAUAUAACACACAACACAAAUACUCAACUGAAAGGCAAAAAAUAAAUUUUAAAACAUAAAAAGAAAAAAAACCAAAAAAACCAAAAAAACAACACAGGGGAAUGAAAAGAAAGCAAGCAAGAUAGGAAGGAAAGAAGGAAGGAAGCUACACAUGGACAUUCUUGGUAUCCAGCUAACUAGACCGAAGAGUGAGUCAAUACCAUUCAGCAAUACACACUGAAGGUUGAAUUAUAAACUCCAUUUGUAUUUGACAAUGGAACAUAAACCCUUGUGACUAAAUUUUUUUUACUUGAAAUUAAAAUCCAUGAUGAGAAGUAGCACAAUCUGGAGAAAUUUUAUGUCUGCUUAAACAUUUACUCUAUGUACCUGCCUUGAGACAGAGGAAGAAGAGAAAACCAUACAGUGUAAUAUAUUAUUUCAGUGAGGAAUUUUGUAUAAAACCUAUUAACAAUCACUAGACCCAUGAAAAGCCAAGACCAAACAUCUUGGUACAAUCCCUAACAUCAAUUAUCAUACUUUCCUCCCAUUCUAUAGAAAGUGCAAAAAAUAUUUAUACAGUAAGAAAGACUUUCAUGUGGAAUUUAUGAAGACUGUUACAUUUAAGAGCACAUGCGACCUUUCCGGCUGACAGUACAGAAUUCUGAGGGAUAAUAACAAUCAGCAGAAGCUUUUGUUUCACUUUACUUUGAUUUGAAAUUUUUGGGAUCCUUCAAAAGAAGAGACACUUCAUGUGACACAGACAGCUGCUGGGGGAAUAAGGGCAUCAAAACACUCCCUCCAGUCCUCCUGUUUUCAGGCAGAUGGUAACAAUUCUCACUUCGAAGACAGUAAGGACUUUUUCUUCAUUUAAAUGUUUUGCCUAUCUUCAACUGCUUCAGACUGAAAAUAAGCGUGGGUGGUGCCUUUACUGUAUUACUAUUGUUCAAUGACAGUCUUGUUUCUUCAAGUGACCCCUCUGUCCCCUUAUGCUAUGUCCUCAUGUUUUGCUAAGGAUGACAAGGGCUCUGCCCAGCUCAGCCCCCCGUUUGUCCUGAAGUGAAACUGGACUACAUCUCCAAGCAGUGGUUGCACUAUUUAGUUAGGCCCCUCCAUUUUCCUAGUUUAUUUGUAUUUGCUUUUAGCCAUGGUAGUUCUUUCUUUGUAGUUCAAUUAAAUGUUAUAUGGUAUACUGUCUCUAUGGUUUGGCUUUCUAUAGUGGCAUUCCCUCUUGGUGGACUAUCUGAUGGAAGAAUCUACUGGACUAGCCUCAAACAUCAAAGAGGUUUGGGCUUAAACUAAACAACUGGAUUCAUAGUCUCAGCUGUGGCUCUGAUGAGAUGGAUGCCUUGUUUGUAUGAGUAAAACCACACUCUGGUUCCUGGUAGCAGCCUCACAGCACUAGGCCUGUAAGGCUUCUGCAAAUCCCCAAUGAGGUAAGCAGAAUUGCGAUGGUAGGCAGCACAUUUGAUUUUUCACUUAAAUUCCUGCCCUUCCCCCAGACCCAAAUCCUAACUAGCUAUCUUACUACAGCUGAAUUCUCAGUAGCUGACAGUUCUUCAUGAGAUAAGUUGUGGAAGGGUAUGUAGGGAGGAGUGAGAACUGUUAUGUUGUAAGAAGAAUCUGAAGUGGCAUUUCUUACUGUACUGAAGUGACUGGCAGCAUUUUUUUUUAGCCCAAAGGAUGCGAGGGCUACAAGUGUGAAAAGCAGGUAAAUGGAAAGAUCAUUUUUUCUAAGCUAUGUUGAGAUUGAUGUGUAUUCUGAGACCAUCAGCAUCUCUCCAUAAGUGUGCUGCUAAACUGUAUGAUCAUCUAUUUUAAGACUAUCAGAAUUGGACAAAACCCAGGGGACAAUACUUUGCACACAACCCAGACUCUCUGUUAUCUUACUUUUAUUCUUUUAAUCUCUACUGCCUUCACAACUGGCUGACUUAAUUUAACCCUUUAUGGAAUGUUGCCGUUAAUCCAUAUGCUUUAGAUAACACUUUACAGCUGCACUGCAAUUCACAGAGGUUUCACGUAACUUGAGCAUAUUUUAUGUGGAAAUAUUUUAGUAACUGUAUGUUCUGUAAGUAAAUCCGUGUUGAUACUUGUUAACUACAGAGUUUAUGAUACUAAUAAUACUUCCUACAAUAAAAAUGUUUGUUUGUUUUUUUAAGAAUGUUUAUUUGUAAACAUAUGUAUUCACUAUAUUAAUAUGAAUUUCUUACCUGGCAAUAAAACUGAUUCUACGUGAA
This is a messenger RNA of Coturnix japonica (Japanese quail), 3734 nucleotides long. RefSeq names its product shisa family member 9 (gene SHISA9). NCBI's taxonomy places the organism in Eukaryota, Metazoa, Chordata, Aves, Galliformes, Phasianidae. The record is from RefSeq and is a predicted model, not a curated record. Gene Ontology annotation, cellular component: AMPA glutamate receptor complex; dendritic spine membrane; postsynaptic membrane. Gene Ontology annotation, biological process: regulation of short-term neuronal synaptic plasticity; regulation of AMPA receptor activity.